Molecule: messenger RNA, 4735 nt
Organism: Python bivittatus (Burmese python)
Lineage: Eukaryota; Metazoa; Chordata; Lepidosauria; Squamata; Pythonidae
Source: RefSeq, a predicted model, not a curated record
UCGCUGUACAUACAUACACACACGCACGCGAGAGGGUUUUGUGGCCUGAGUCCAGCUGGUCAAUUCAUUGGAUGACCUGGCUAAACUAGGAUAAUCAACCAUGACUACAGAAUCUGGUUCAGACUCUGAAUCCAAAGAUCAGGACCAAGAGCAGAAAGAAACAUCUGGUCAACAAGGAACAGCAACUCAAGAACAGCAGCCACAGCAAGUGAAGGAAGAGCACCAGAAUGCAUUAGACCAAUUUUCCAGUGUUGCAGCCCAUAGCACUCCUGUGAAAAAGGAAGAGGCCACUGACAAGGAACUUGAAGUUGCUGCUGCAGUGGCAAAGCAACUGGAAUAUCAGCAGUUCGAAGACGACAAACUCUCUCAAAAAUCAUCUUCAAGCAAACUCUCCCGAUCUCCUUUAAAGAUUGUCAAAAAACCAAAAACUAUGCAGUGCAAAGUAAUCCUUCUGGAUGGCUCUGAAUAUGGCUGUGAAGUAGAGAAACGCUCAAAGGGCCAGAUUCUUUUUGACAAAGUAUGUGAGCACCUGAACCUCUUGGAAAAAGAUUACUUUGGGCUAACUUACAGAGAUAUGGAAAAUCAGAAGAAUUGGUUGGAUCCAGCCAAGGAAAUUAAAAAGCAGAUCCGAAGUGGUGCUUGGCAUUUCUCAUUCAAUGUUAAAUUCUACCCUCCUGAUCCUGCCCAACUUUCUGAAGAUAUUACAAGGUAUUACCUCUGCUUGCAGCUGAGAGAUGACAUUGUGUCUGGACGAUUGCCAUGUUCUUUUGUUACACUUGCACUAUUAGGCUCCUAUACAGUUCAGUCAGAGCUUGGAGAUUAUGAUCCUGAUGAAUACGGAAGUGAUUAUAUCAGUGAAUUCCGCUUUGCACCAAACCAUACUAAAGAAUUGGAAGAUAAAGUAAUAGAGCUUCAUAAAAGCCAUAGGGGAAUGACACCUGCAGAAGCAGAGAUGCACUUUCUGGAAAAUGCCAAAAAACUCUCUAUGUAUGGAGUAGAUCUACAUCACGCCAAGGAUUCUGAAGGAGUUGAAAUCAUGUUAGGAGUUUGUGCAAGCGGUCUCUUGAUUUAUCGAGACAGACUCAGAAUAAACAGAUUUGCUUGGCCUAAGGUUCUCAAAAUUUCAUAUAAGAGGAAUAAUUUCUACAUCAAAAUUCGACCAGGGGAAUUUGAGCAGUUUGAAAGUACAAUUGGAUUUAAACUACCAAAUCAUCGUGCUGCAAAACGUCUGUGGAAAGUAUGUGUUGAACAUCAUACGUUUUUCAGACUCUUGCUACCAGAAGCUCCUCCAAAAAAGUUCCUUACACUAGGUUCUAAGUUUCGCUAUAGUGGAAGAACACAAGCCCAAACAAGAAGGGCUAGUGCACUGAUUGACCGCCCUGCACCUUACUUUGAACGUUCAUCAAGCAAACGCUACACUAUGUCCCGCAGCCUAGAUGGCGCAUCAGUGAAUGAAAGCCAUGACAUGUACAUGAAGGAUUCUAUGUCUGCUGCAGAGGUUGGUACUGGCCAGUACGCGACAACAAAGGGCAUCUCCCAAACCAACUUGAUAAGCACUGUGACUCCAGAGAAGAAAGCAGAAGAAGAGAAAGAUGAUGAACAGAUAAAAAAGAAAGCAGAGGAAGUCACUCCGGUUUCAGCGGUACGGCACGAUACUAAGACUGACAGCGAAAGGACCGACACCGCAGCGGAUGGUGAAACCACUGCCACAGAGUCAGAUCAGGAAGAAGAUGGUGAUCUCAAGGCACAGUUUUUUCAGAGUAGUCUGAUUAAGCGCAUACAGGGUGAAAAUGUGUAUAUCAAACAUAGUAAUCUUAUGUUAGAGGAACUAGAUAAAACCCAAGAAGAUCUGAUAAAACACCAGACAAAUAUAAGUGAGCUGAAACGGACAUUCUUAGAAACCGCCGCAGAUACCUCAGGGACUAAUGAAUGGGAAAAGAGACUCUCAACAUCCCCAGUCCGGCUUGCUGCAAGACAAGAAGAAGCCCCUAUGAUUGAACCACUUGUGCCUGACGAGACCAAAGAAGAGAAAGAAAAAUCUGAAAAACGUAUAUUUUUACAGAAGGAAAGCACUACCUACCUUGAUUCUCAGGGCACUGAGGAUUGGGUUAUUGUAGACAAAGUACCCAUUGAGGUAGUUGAUGGUGAAUCGAAAACUAUUAUGACAUACAAAUUAAUGACUGUGAGCAGUAAAACUGGUGACAUCCCACCCGAGCUUUUAAAACACGGUAUCACUGACAUACAGAGCUUUGAGGACUUGGAAGGUGAAUUGCUCUCAAAAGAUGACAAUAAGCAGAAAAUGUAUACCUUAGGAAAAUCCUAUGAUACUGUUUCUGGGAAAAUUGUAACCAUGACCACUAAAGUAAAGGAGGGAGAAAAAAUUGUUCCGCCAUCACUUGAUGUAUUUCAAAAAACAGAAAGGGCAAUGCCAGAAUCUGUGAAAAUCAUUCCUAUAGUAGCAGAAUAUGAAAUUCUAGAACCAGUUACUGAUGAGAAAGCCAGAAGAUUAUCUGAUGCCAAAAGAAGGGUUUCUGAGUCCUUGACACCCAUUAAAGAAGCGGACUCCCAACUACAAAGUCCAGAAGAGGAAAAUGCGAAGAAGACACUGAAGACGGAUCAAGAUUCGCAGUUGCCUGAUACGCUGGGAAGCGUGCAGACAGCCAAAGCUGAGAAAUCACUCGAGAGUGAACAACUAAAAGGAGAGACUUUUGGUUGGAAAACUAAACCUGAGUGGAAAUAUGGCGGAGAGCCACCUUUUACCAUUGCUACUGCUCACUAUGUCACUGAGUCAUCAGCAUCAAGAGUAGUGACAAAACAACUCUCCGAUGAAAAAACUUUGGAUGGUUCUGGUAUCUUCACAUUAAUAGAAUCUGCAAGGAAACCAACUGAGUUCAUAGGAGGGGUUACAACUACAUCACAUAGCUGGGCACAGCGAACAGAAGCAAAAACUGAUCAGGAAAAGAAGGCAGAGCAGCAGCCGCAGCAGCAGGAAGCCAUAAAGAAGGUUGUGCAGGAAACUGUAAUGGUCGAGGAGAAACUUGUGAUGAGUGUGCAUGCAAGUGGGGAUGCUGCUGAAUUGGCUGGCCUUCAGCUGGAUGCUACGGCACAGACAAUAUCUCAUGUGGCUUCUAGCAUCAAAGGGAAGGAGGGCUCUGCUAUGACUGAGGGGGCUAAAGAGGAAAAAUGGCAGGCGGUUGAAAAGGCUGCAGUCCAACAGGAAGAAACUGCUACUAUUUCUCAUGAUCUGGAAGAGGAGCAGAGUAAAUCAGCCCAUAUUUUGAAUACACAGGAAAGAAAACCUCUUUUUGAGUCACCCAUUGUGAAGACUGAGACAAUCAGUUUUGGCAGUGCUGCUCCUGGUGGAGAAAAAUUGGAAAUUUCUAUGAAAGAAGUACCUGUUGUCCAUACUGAAACAAAAACCAUUACAUAUGAAUCAUCUGAGAUGGAUUCUAGUGCUGACUCUGAACCAGGAGUUCUGAUGAGUGCACAGACCAUCACUUCUGAAACUACUAGUACUACAACUACUACACAUAUCACCAAAACAGUGAAAGGAGGCAUUUCAGAGACAAGAAUUGAAAAGCGAAUUGUGAUCACGGGUGAUGCAGACAUUGACCAUGAUCAGGCUCUGGCUCAGGCAAUUAAAGAGGCCAAAGAGCAGCACCCUGACAUGUCAGUGACCAAAGUAGUGGUACAUAAAGAGACAGAAAUCACACCAGAAGAUGGGGAGGAUUGACCACAGGAAUAAAAUAGCUUUCUUACGAACUUCAUCACUGGGAAUAUCAGAACCUGUAUGGAGUCUUGGUUCUAACCCAGCUGGCUUGCAUCUCUCCAGAGAAAUUUUCAGAAUGGAAGAUUUUGAUCUUGAUUGCUAACUAAGGACACUGGCAGAAAUUCCCCAUUUACAGCAAUUUGAAUCAGCAUUAAUAAUCUAAUAAUUGCAUGAAACAACAACAAAUUACAAAAAAGCAGCAUUUUUAUUUUCCUAAAUCAACUUUACAUCUAUAUGGCACGUUCAUCAAUACUAUAAAACAACUGUAUUAUGCUACACAUAAAACAGCUCAUGCCUUUACUAUUAUUGAGAGUCUAAACAACAGUUUCUUAGGGUACAAAGUUUUGUUUAGGGGAAAUCAAGAUCACACUAAAAUACUAGAAGCUGUACAGGUACUAUAUAUAUGUUUUAUCACAUUAGAUGUGCCAAUAACAUACUUUAUUCAGUAAAUAACUUGAAUCAUAUACUUGUUAUAAUUUGGUUUUAUUAUUCUUGUUCAAUAAACAAUGGUGAAUCUCUAAUCUUAUUUAAAUGCUUACAAAUAUGCUUUGUUUAUCUGAUUUGGGACCCUUAAUAGUUAAUCAUGAUUUCUAGAAUUGUUAAAGUUAGAAAUCCUGCCGUCACUUUUCUAAAGUCUCAAUCUAUAAAUUUGCAUUGUGAUUAUUUUGAAUAAAAUGUAUGUUUUCCUUAGCAUCUCAGAUAUGCUUAUCUGAAAAUGUGAUUUUUCAAAAACUGAGUUCCUGUCUACUCUCAGAGAAAGAUGUUUCUUUUGCAAGUCUAGUCAGUGUUCCUUACCUAGGUCAGAGUUAAGCCUUAAACCAUACACAACACUUACCAAGCAUUAUUUCAUUUUGGUUAUCACAUCAAUUUAAGGGAUCCUAUCUUCUUUAUGCUGUCAGUUUCAUCACAAUACAUGGCAAAUGUAUGUUUCUGCAUAGUAAAAUAAAAGUGGUAAAUGCACCUAAA